CGCAUGCAGGUGGGAUAAACCAAACGACAAUCGUCUCAUGUGGUCUCAUCUUCGAAUGGCCAAUGUGACGUCACAGCAGUGAUGUGAAACGGGGUCGCUGGUGGUAGUGAGACCUCUCCGUGCUGUUGCGGAGCCGGGGAGACCGGGAGAGCGGAUAUACCGUACUUGACUCCGCUGAGGGAAGCGUUGCGCAAACGAAGUGUUUUUCGAGCGCAACUUCUGAAAGCGCCAGGGAGGUUAGGCCUAAUCAACUGUCAAAUCAAAUUAUCAUUGUGCUCCUUCAACCGUCGUGUCUCUCCGUCUACCGUCGUUCAUUAACUGAUGGUCUGAAGUCAAGACUUAGGUCGGAGGUCGCCUGUCACUACCCCAUUGAUUUGUUACCUUCGUUCUUUGACAUGGAUCUAAUUGGUAACUACGGUGCGGCUUCGGUUAUUUGCCACAGCUUUACAGAGAGUGAACAGAACUCAAUCCCCAACAAACAAGUUCUUAUUCAAAUAAAUUAUGUUUUCCCAAAGGAAUGUACUUUUGGAGAAGUGAUGCUGCCCUUGGAAAUCUCAUGGUUGCCUUGUCCUGAGUAGAUUGGACACAUGGGAUAUAGCAGACAGAAGGACUCCUCUCACCCUGUUCCGAGAUCUAAAACCUCUCCUAUCCCUGUGGGAAUAUGUACAACCAUCCAACUCUCCAGGAUAAAGGAUGUCAGAACUGAUACACAGUCUGGAACAAUGCCAACCCCAGAGAGAGGAAUGUAUUUUACCUUGUUGUUAUUUGUUAUCAAGGGACACAAACAAACAAGAUGUUAUCAGAGAUGUUUGUUUCGAUGAAAAGAAGAAACCCAGAGGACUUUCCUUCUGACGUGGCUCUUCUCUAAACUAUGAGCUGAUUGACCCCUCUCCCCCAGUCCCCCCCGCCCCUCCCCCACCACACACACACACACACACACACACAUCUUCCCUCCCCGCCGAAGAUGGAUCUAACGAAAGACACUACGGUCAUCACAGACAGCGACAGGGGCGUCUUAUCGGAUGACUCCUCAACCCGUGUCCUGACUGGCUGUUUCCUCUCGCUGCUCAUCCUCUCCACGUUGCUCGGCAACAUCCUUGUGUGUGCCGCCGUCACCAAGUGCCGUCACCUGCGUUCCAAAGUCACCAACUUCUUUGUGAUCUCGUUGGCCGUCUCCGACCUCCUGGUCGCUGUCCUGGUGAUGCCGUGGAAGGCCGUGAUGGAGGUCGCAGGGUUCUGGCCGUUUGGCUCCUUCUGCGACACUUGGGUGGCGUUCGACAUCAUGUGCUCCACGGCGUCCAUCUUGAACCUGUGUGUGAUCAGCGUGGACCGUUACUGGGCAAUAUCCAGCCCGUUCUGCUAUGAGAGGAAGAUGACUCCUAAAGUGGCGUUUGUGAUGAUCAGCGUGGCCUGGACGCUCUCUGUCCUCAUCUCCUUCAUCCCCGUCCAGCUCAGCUGGCACAAUGCCCAGACCUUUACCUCUACCUCCAUCACUACCCACACAACCACCCCCUACAGCCUCCAGCCCCCCCCAGACUCCUCUAACCCUGUUGGGGAUAACAACACACAUCAGCUCCCCCAGGACUGGGACAACUGUCACUUCAGCUUGAACCGGACCUACGCCAUCUCUACCUCUCUGAUCAGCUUCUAUAUCCCAGUGAUCAUCAUGGUGGCCAUCUACACCCAAAUCUACCGCAUCACUCACCGUCAGAUCAGAUGCAUCGCCACCCUAGAAAGGGCCGCAGAGAGCGCCAAGAACCGACAGAACAGUAUGGGUGGAGGUGGAUCCAGCAUAUCUGAAUCAGAGAGCUCGUUCAAGAUGACGUUCAAACGGGAGACAAAGGUCCUGAAGACGCUGACUCUGAUCGUGGGCGUGUUCGUGUGCUGCUGGCUGCCCUUCUUCAUCCUGAACUGCAUGGUGCCGUUCUGUGAGCCGUCGCCCCGCGGUGCCACGGACUCCUUCACCUGUAUCAGCCCCACUAUGUUUGAUGUGUUUGUGUGGUUGGGCUGGGCCAACUCUUCCAUCAACCCCGUCAUAUACGCCUUCAACCCAGACUUCCGUAAGGCCUUCUCUAUCCUCCUGGGCUGCAACAGACUCUGUCCCGGAGAUCACAGCAUGUCUCAAUAAGAAAUGAGCUCAGAGCUUCAGAAC
Molecule: messenger RNA, 2152 nt
Organism: Salvelinus fontinalis (brook trout)
Lineage: Eukaryota; Metazoa; Chordata; Actinopteri; Salmoniformes; Salmonidae
Product: D(1) dopamine receptor-like
Exons: 2
Coding region: 965-2128 (387 amino acids)
Biological process (GO): adenylate cyclase-activating adrenergic receptor signaling pathway
Cellular component (GO): membrane
Molecular function (GO): G protein-coupled receptor activity
Source: RefSeq, a predicted model, not a curated record